AUCGCUAGUGAACUCGACACAAAAAAUAAUACAACUAUUACUGUAGAAAUCGAAAGAAUCCUUACUGAUGUCUAUAAAAAACUUACUGCAGAAAUUAAUACUAAAAUUACCAACGAGCUUUCCACAUGCCUUUCUGAAAUUAAUACUGAACUUAAUGAUAACUUACUGCCGAAAUCAAAAAAAUCAAUUCACAUGAUGCUGGCUAUGCCUCUGAGAAUUAAUAAUAUUGAGGAAGCAUGCUAUAAUAAUUUUGCCUUAGUUAAUGCUUCUAUUGAAGCUCUCCAAAAUGGAUUAAUUCAACAUUACGUAAUUACCAGAAGAAAUCAGCCAAUCGAUGCCAACCAACAAAGUGUAUCUAAUCAUUCUGAAGCAUCAAAUCGAUUUCAUAUAAGCUCAUCCAGAACACCAUCAAUACUUGGGGAACCUGAGGAAUGGUACAAACGACAGAAAACUAAUGCUGUUGAUGCUAUUUCUUCUAGUUCCAUACCUGUUAGCUUGCUUUGUUCGGUUUUUAGAAAAUUUAAGGAUUUAUAUGAUGAGCUUUCAGAAAGCGAAGAUAAUCUUUUCGCUUAUGAUUUUUGUAUUGAAAUGGCAAAACAUUAUAAUUACGAAUCGGUGCAUAAUUGUCGUACUGAUGGUACUGUAUAUUAUGGUGAUGGCCCUAACGCAUAUCGUGAGGUUAAUGUGGAAUACAAGAAGCAUAACUGUAGCUCCGAAGCCUGUCCCUACCUUGAAAAUUGUGGAUAUUAUUUAACUUUUUGUGCGGAAAAAGAAGAACAUUCCUCCUACCAUGUGCCUAAUUUUCCAUGCUUUUUGAUUGUAAUUUCUGGUAUAGUAAUAAAUUUAGUUGAUAUGUCUUUGUCAGAAUUUGCGACUAACUUUACUUUUUUAGGACCUUACUUUUUUGUUUCCGGUGCUGUGUUUGCAGAUGUUGCUAUAGUUGACCCACUAACUCCAGUCUUUCCUCUUAUGUGGCAAAAAUAUGACAAAGCGAUGAUGGUAUCAAUUGCCAAAACAUUUCGUGCUUUGAAGAUAUCUCUCCGACUUCUCGAUCAAUAUUAUGCUAAUGUUGAUGAAUUGAUUCAAGACGAACCUCAAACUGUCCAUCCCAUGCAUCCUUCAUUUCCGGAAGUGAUUAUAGACAAUAAAUCUUACAUGGUUCAAAUUGAUUCCCAAGUUAGCACAAAUCUUCUUUGGGAAGUUACACUUUUAAAUGAACAGGGGCCUCAUCUUACAGCCUACGUGAAAGCUGUUAAAAAAGAUCGAUAUUCACUUGAUACACAUAAGCUCUUAGCUGAAGUUGGAUACGCUCCAGAAGUCUAUACUACUUCAAUAAUUCCCGGAAAUUGGAUUUUAGUUUAUAUGGAAUACCUGAAUAAUCAUUCAAUAUUAAAUAACAUUAUCUCUAACCUUGACGAUCAAAAACGAAAUUCACUGAGAAAAAAAAUAAAAGGGAUAGUCGAAUAUUUGCAUAAUUUAGGAUACAUUCAUAGAGACUUGCGUGAAGGGAAUAUUCUGGUUUAUCAACUUGAAGGUAAUGAAUUUGAUGUGAAGUUGAUCGAUUUUGAAUGGUCUGGAAAGGUUGGUUCUGCAUGUUAUUCUCCUUUUAUGAAUCGUAAAACUAUUCAAUGGCCUGAUGGUGCGGAAGAUUGGAAAUUGGUUACAAAAAACCACGAUCUUUUUAU
This is a messenger RNA of Racocetra fulgida, 1685 nucleotides long. The record is from the annotation of a GenBank genome assembly. Lineage: Eukaryota; Fungi; Glomeromycota; Glomeromycetes; Diversisporales; Gigasporaceae.